This is a messenger RNA of Fonsecaea multimorphosa CBS 102226, 1533 nucleotides long. RefSeq lists its product as uncharacterized. Gene Ontology annotation, cellular component: membrane. Lineage: Eukaryota; Fungi; Ascomycota; Eurotiomycetes; Chaetothyriales; Herpotrichiellaceae. Bases 1 to 1533 code for a protein of 510 amino acids. The record is from RefSeq and is a predicted model, not a curated record. Gene Ontology annotation, molecular function: transmembrane transporter activity. The transcript is spliced from 10 exons. Gene Ontology annotation, biological process: transmembrane transport.
AUGCCUCAAAUGUCUGAAAAAUUACAGUCGGACCAUGUCGAGGCUGGCUGGUCUUCCGUUGAAACCGAACCUGAGGCCGGCCGGAGUGUGCCUGCUGGCCACAUUCCCGUGACAAAUGAAGAGAAAGCCAUGAGCCGAGCGCUGAACCGCAAGUUUGACAUCGCGCUCUUGCCUUUUCUGUCGUUGCUGUACCUCUUCAACGGCCUCGAUCGCGGCAACGUGGGAAAUGCUGAGACGCAAGGCUUUACCACGGACAUCGGAGCCCAUCCAGACGAUCUCAACCUGGCUGUGAGCUUGUUCUUCAUUACUUUUGUACUAUUUCAACCUCCCUCCGCCGCCGUCGGAAGAUACCUCGGGGCGAAGUACUGGGUACCUGUCAUCAUGGUUUGCUGGGGCGUCCUCACAAUUUGCCAGGCUUUUAUCAAAGGACGAGCUACAUUGAUUGCUACGCGACUGCUCAUUGGCGUUUUCGAAGCGGGGUUCUAUCCUAGUUGUGUUUUUUAUCUGUCGACAUUCUAUACGCGCUACGACCUCGCCGUACGCAUCGGCCUCUUCUAUGGUCAAUAUGCCAUCGCUGGCGCGUUCUCUGGCUCUAUCGCGUACGGUGUUUUCCACAUCACGACCGGUUCGCUCAAGAAUUGGCAGUACCUCUUCAUCAUCGAAGGCGGCGCCACGUGCUUGAUCGCCAUCAUUGCGUGGUUUUGGUUGCCUCUCGGUCCGGGGAGUGCGUGGUUUCUAAAAGAGAAGGAUCGCGCAUACGCCGUGGAGCGCAUCCGCCUAGACAGCGCGAUGUAUGCGCAGCAUACCUAUGGCAAUAGUGGGCUCGAGAAGGAGAGGUUGACGAGACGUGAUGUGGUUGAGACAGCAAGAGAUUGGAAGCUUUGGUAUGUGCUCGGCUUCAAUAUACUAGCCAGCAUACCCGGCCAAGCAUUCUCCGUCUUUCUACCUCUUGUUGUGAAGGGGUUGGGAUACUCGUCCAUUGAGGCGAACUUGAUGUCUGUGCCGCCAUAUAUUUGUGGAGCAGUUGGGUUGUACAUUUUCGCCAUCAGCUCCGAUCGAAGGAAGGAACGUGGCUAUCACAUCUUUGUUUCCCUCGUGAUUGAACUCGUCGGGCUCAUCAUUACGGUGACUGUCCAACAUCACGGCGGCAAGUACGCUGGUUUGUGCAUCUUGUUGUUUGGAAGUUAUGUCUCUGCACCAUUGACCGUGGCUUGGCUGAGCGGGAACACUCCUGAACCUGGGAAGAGAGCUCUCGUCUUGGGCGUGAACGGGUUUGGAAAUCUAUCCGGAGUCAUCGGCUCCCAACUCUUCCGGUCAUCAUAUGCGCCGAAGUACCUGAUCCCAUUUUACGUGACGCUAGGGUUCAUCGCAGUUGCGCUGGCUGGAUACCUUGCGUACCGGUUCACAUUAGCCGCGGUCAAUAGGCGACGGCAAGCCAAGGUGGACGCCAUGAGCCCUGAAGAGAUCGAGGACGAGAAGACCAACCCUCAGAGAUAUGGCGACAAGAAGUAUACCUUUAUCUACGGCCUGUGA